This is a messenger RNA of Psammomys obesus (fat sand rat), 2092 nucleotides long. Its product is annotated as histone H2B type 1-C/E/F/G/I. The transcript has a single exon. Gene Ontology annotation, cellular component: nucleosome. Lineage: Eukaryota; Metazoa; Chordata; Mammalia; Rodentia; Muridae. The record is from RefSeq and is a predicted model, not a curated record. Gene Ontology annotation, molecular function: DNA binding; structural constituent of chromatin; protein heterodimerization activity. Bases 16 to 396 code for a protein of 126 amino acids.
GAGAGAGACCUGAAGAUGCCCGAGCCCGCCAAGUCCGCUCCCGCCCCGAAGAAGGGCUCCAAGAAGGCGGUGACCAAGGCGCAGAAGAAGGACGGCAAGAAGCGCAAGCGCAGCCGCAAGGAGAGCUACUCGGUGUACGUGUACAAGGUGCUGAAGCAGGUGCACCCCGACACGGGCAUCUCGUCCAAGGCCAUGGGCAUCAUGAACUCGUUCGUCAACGACAUCUUCGAGCGCAUCGCGGGCGAGGCGUCGCGCCUGGCGCACUACAACAAGCGCUCGACCAUCACGUCGCGGGAGAUCCAGACGGCCGUGCGCCUGCUGCUGCCCGGGGAGCUGGCCAAGCACGCCGUGUCCGAGGGCACCAAGGCCGUCACCAAGUACACCAGCUCCAAGUGAUCGUGCCAAGUAAGCCUGCAUUACAGAUUCCAAAGGCUCUUUUCAGAGCCACCCAACAGCUCACAAUCGAGAACUGUGCACUUGUGCGCUGACCACAGCGACCCUCUGUAGAGGAGCGUGCACGGGGCGAUGCUCGUCUGCCUAAGUCCGGUCGAUGCAGAAUCCCUGGCACCGGGAUGCGGGGUGAAACCACCGGUUUGCAUACGGAAAUGCGUUCUUAACCGAGGUCUAGUUCCGAGCUCGGCCCCUGGCUGGUUCCCGAGGCCCGGGCCGCCAUCUUGCGCGGCGCCGUCCUGCGCGGAGUGUUCGCUUCAGCUCCGCCCCGAAAGCGGAAGUCCCAGCCUGCGCCGGAGCCUCCGACCAGUCCUCGCCCGUCCCCACUUCCAAAGACCUCCUGGCCCGCAGCUUUCCAAUUGUAAAACGUCCCCCUGUGCACGUAAGAAUUAGAUUGUGGGAGAAGCUGCAAGAAGAGAAACGUUUACUUUUUUUUUUUAAUUGCAGGAGAUGGUGAAAGGGGGUUGUUUGUAAAAAACUAACGGGAAGGGUAGGCAGGCCUGGAAGCAUUUAAUUUUCUUUCUUUUCCUAAACGGCUGGGUAUUUUUUCCAAGAAGAUUCCCAAACCCCUCCCUCUCGUGAGUUUGUGAGACUUGGAAAAAGAAAAAAAAAAAAAAAACCUCCUAGCAUUUAGCCCUAUCACUUUUUUUGUAGCUAAGACUAUGGAAUGUUAGGUGUGGUCCUGUGGCCUCCGUCUCUUUUUAAUUGACCUGGCUCUGAGUCUGCAUUGCCUGAGUUUCACCCAUGCGUCCCAGCAGUGAGGGACCCUGACCCAGUCUUGUGAGGAAAGUAGGAGAAUCAGGGGUGCUAGGUACGGAACUAAAUGCCCAGUUCCUUUACCCCACCUCCCGGGGCGGGCCUUCCAAAGUGAAUACAAAGAAACUGUUAAGGGUUCAGGAAUAGCCCCCUCAGUGACCACUCACACACCAGACUCAACAGAAACUGACCGGUCAGUGCCAUAAUCUGACUCCGGAGACAGCCUGUGAUCUUGGUCUGCUCCUAAAGCAGGUUUUUUUAUUUAAAAAAAAAAAAAAAAAAAAAAGUAACCAAGUAGCAACCGGCUAACAAAACUGUAACCAGGUGUUGGGAGUGGGAAAAAAAGCAACUAGGUAACAACCAGGUAACAAAUGCAACAAAGUAUCCAGCUACAGGAAGCAACAUUAUAUCAUUUUGACUAGCUAGACAAAGCAUUUCUAACGGACCUUUAAGGUAAUUGGUUCGGCUGUUGGGGGACUUCAUCGAGUGCCCACGUAACAAAGUACACAAAGUUUGAGAAAUGAAACCAUAGAGACAUAAUCCAAAUGGACACUUGGAGACAAAAUGGCUUCUGAUAUGCUAAAGGCUACAGCAGGUGUUAACAGAGGAGCCAUAGUUAUGCUAAGAAAUAAAGUAGGUGUCAACAGAGGGCCUAUAAAAUAAAGCUGGUUACAACAAAACUGUCCAUUUCAAAGUAACAAAAUUGCAACUGCCAUCCAGGAGGCAAUUCAGUGCGUAGUUAUUUGCCAGCAAGCCUGUAUACCUGAGCUGUAUCCUCUAGACCCACGUUGUGGAAGGAGUGAAUUCCAGAAACUUGCCCUGGGAUCUACACAGACAUCCCAUGACAAGCAGGGCACGCACAAAUAAAUGUAACUUUUUUCUCUGA